UUAAAUUAAAUUGGAUUGAUUGAUUGAUUGAUUCGAGUUGAUAAUUCCAGUCAAGCAAAGAGUAGCAGUGAUCAAUUUACCAUACCAUUUACCUUUACAUUGCAAGCUUUUUGGAUUUGUGUAUAUUAGUGGUUUAUUUUUAAUAUUAUAUUUAUGUUCAGGGCCCUCUGUGUUUAACGUGGUACUUUAGAGUACAGUGUUAUAUUAUAGUGAUUCGGGAUGGCUACUUUAGAAGACGAAAUCAGAGACCUAAAAGAGAAAAACAAUGAAUUGGUUCAAAAAGUGCAGUAUUGGAAGGUGGCUGCCGCUAAUAAAGAGGAUGAGAAGUUAGAGCUGAUGAAAGAGAUCAAUGAACUUAGACUGAAACUGAGUAGACUGCGAAGUGGUGGGGCAGCGCAAGCUCGUAAACUUGAUACGGCUCUACAAUCAACCAGCGAAGAAGCUCUUACCCACCUCGUAAAGGCUUCCAGUGCUGUUGCACGGACUAUAGAGCUUGCUAAGACCUACAUGCAAGAGAGGCAGGAACUGCAGACUGCCUCCCCUCGUUGGAGCGCCAUCGGAGGCACCCCGAGCUCUGACAGGGUCCAUCGAGUGCCUCCCAUGCUGAUUGGUGGUCAAUCUAUACAGCCUGUAGUGUCCUUGAGCAGGACUUUAAUGAAUACUAGUGUCAAUCCACACGCGCCUUCACGUACAAUUGUACUUUCAAGGAGCCCUCAACAAAAUCGGAAUGUGGCAGAGAGGGCUGUGCCUGUGCGCAUGUUACAAGAUGUUUAUAUACCACUCACAAGGAUAGAUUUGCCGGAAACUCACUCUAACAAUAUGGAGACUGACACUGAGAAUAAUGAAUUAGAUAAUAGUGAAGAUAACCUUAAUCUUGAAGACAGUGGAGAAAGAUCACUUGAGGAGUCACAGAAUAUGUCUGAUGGAGAUGAUUUCGAGUCUUCGAGACGAUUGGAGGCCGUGGCCGAAGAUUUGGAACCAGAGGACAUUGACGAAACGCCACCCAGAAGCAGAACCGAUAAUCCUUUAGAAGGCCCUAGUUGGCUACUGGAUCGGCCGACGAAUGCGAGGACGAGAGCGAGAACCGGCAAGAGUAAGAGCAACUUGGAGCCGGACUCCACGACUCAGCUCGAUGAGAACUCUGCGAACGCCGCUACAGCUCUUGCUGUAAAUGAUGACGAGCCGAGCGCGCCGCCGGCCGCGUUCUCGCCGACCGUCCGCCGCCGCCGGCGCGCCAGCUCGCCGCCGAGGAACAGCAAUAGUGGCCGAGUGUUAAAAGUGUUGGUCGCUAAGAUGAGGCUGGACAGUGGCAGCGACGGCGAUGACGUCACGCCGCCCAAGAGACCGACAUUGAGCGAAAACAAGCGAUUGUCACGCGACUCGUCACCCGGCAAGCGCCUGAUGGAGUUCGACGCACCCAGUCCCAAUGGCGCCACUGACGCCAGGGUCAUCGUGUUGGAGCGUACAAAGACACAAGAGCGUGGUUCAGGCGAGCCCACGAGCGUGACAGCCGGCCGGCGGGACAGCCGGCACGCGCGCCCGGACUGCGGCGACGGCCGGGACCCCAGUCUGGGGGACGGAAACCGCACUAGAGCUGACAAACGCUCGAGAACUGACCGAGUUUCCAAUAAUGAUAGCCUUAUAGUGGACAAUGAUAGCCUUACAGUGAACAAUGAUAGCCUUACAGUGAAUAAUGAUAGUGAUAGUGAAGUGAUGAUCAGUGUUUUACAUAGAGCCGGUACCAGCCGCGCUGAGCUCAGGAUAAGCGAGUACCUGGGUGACGGAGUGGAUGAAAUGAUGGUGGUUUCCCAUAGAGGGGGUCAGAGCCGCGCUGGGGGGUCGAGGAGUGAUGAUAGAAUAGGGAGUUUUACUGGCGACGUGAGCGAUAUGGGGAGAUUGGAAAAUGUUAGCCGCGACAGCGAUAGUAGCACGGAACAAGUCAGAGAGGGACGGACGAGGCGGCCGAGGAAGCAAGUCGUUUAUAAAGAGAAACCACUGAAUAGAAAAAUGCGGAGAUGAUCGUCAUAAUUCAUUUAAGUCAUUUUAAAAUACAUGUGUUAAAUUGUAUAAUUAUCCUCUCAUCACUCUGACCUGCGACGUUUUACCUAAAAGCGUCACAAAAUUUAUGCUAAAACACAGUAUGUACCUGCUACGCUAAGGCUGAUAUUUAUAUAUUUAUUUACAUAGCGUACUUGCUUUGUUCCAAAGCCCCGCCCAUUGUCCGAAAAAAGUGUAAAUAGGAAUAAAUUAUCAUUUUGAAACCUAUGUAUUUAGUAACCUUUUUUAACAAACUACAAUAUUAUUUUUGUCAAAGUUCAUUAAACUAUUAUUAUUCAAUCGGAGAUACAUGUCCGAAUAUUGAUAUUCAAUCAACUUCAAGGUGAAUCGUUAUAUUGGUUUUAGAAGGAAUAGAAGCUAGUUAGAAAUUUGAGAGUAUAAAAAAAUUAUGAACAGAAGCUACUCUAAUGUAGCAAAAGCAGACGUGUGCUGGAAUAAAGACUGGAAAUCGUGUGACUUAGCCCACCUUUAUUUUUAUUUUAGUGCAUUUAUUUAUUUUUUACAUUAUUAUAACAUUGUACUUCGUAUUCAGUCAAGUUUAUGUGAAUUAUUAAAAAUAAAUUGACAAAACAGUGGAUCUUUUCAAAAUCUUUGAUUAGUCUUAUCGCCACGUAUAUAGUCUAUAGUAUUUAUAUACUAGUAUAUAGCCCACGUAGCAUGGAACGAGCGACACCGUUUUUUAUCGCGCGUAAAACCCGCCAUUUCGCUUUUUAUUAUGACAUGAAACGGGACAGCGAUAGUUAUUCGCUUAUUAGAGACUGUAAAUUUAUAAGACUUAUUAAAGACUGUAAUUAAAUCCACUGUUUUGGAAGCAUCACAUGUAUUGUCACAAAAUACAUAUACAUUGUUGUUGGUCAGAGGUUUCAAACCUGUGAAAAAACAAAGACAACAAAAACAGCUAUGUGCAGAACAAUUACUGAGAAUUCAAUAGAACUCGUUUUACUAAAGUUAUUAUUUAAUAUGCAUUACUGGCCUGUUCUGAACCAUAUUUUCUUUGUUAAUUGUCUUCCAACCAUGAAAUAAAAUAGAGAAAUUAUUUUUAACGCAAAAAUAGCCUGAUGUUGAUGUUAAUGUUUUAUUUUAAUGUGUCAUUAUUAUUACAAUUCCAGUUAAUUUAGAUUCAUGGGUUUUUAGAUAGUAAUUUUAUUGUUAUCAAGGUGUUUUUUUAAUAAUAAUUGUAAAAUUUGGUCCCAUGGUCAGAUUUAGAAGCAGGUAGGCCUUGGGCUAACGCAGUAACCAUAUAAAUCGUUUGGACGCCAUGACCUUAUAUACUAUUUAAUCAGAUGCGCAUGAUAGGACAUAAAAUCGCCUUAUAACUUAUCAUAUAUUCAUGCUUUUUUCUUUCAAAUAAAUUCUGAAUAACAUAGCAGUUUGACGUAUUUUAUACCUAAUUGUAACCAGUUUAGCUAUAUAUUUUUAACUGUAUUAUUAAAAGGCAUUCAUUGCGCUUAGUUUACGUCUGUAAUACGGUUUUAUAUAAUAAAGACUUAACUGUUA
Amyelois transitella is the source of this 3555-nucleotide messenger RNA. RefSeq lists its product as uncharacterized. Bases 220 to 2019 code for a protein of 599 amino acids. NCBI's taxonomy places the organism in Eukaryota, Metazoa, Arthropoda, Insecta, Lepidoptera, Pyralidae. The transcript has 13 exons. The record is from RefSeq and is a predicted model, not a curated record.